AUGUCGCAGGGCUCAAUACUGUCCCCCUCCUCGCCGCGGAAAGUUUAUGAUACCCGGGAAGACGGAGUCGGGCGAGCUUCAGAGGCCCGUAUCGACUUUGACGAGGACAAGUACCGCCGGCGGCCCGUGCUCGGCUGGCUGGCCCAAAUCCUCAAGAACCGUUUCAGCUCCCGGAAGCAGCCGCGCUCGCUGAUGCAGAAGUUCGUCAUCCUUCUCCUCAUCGGCGGGAUCGGUUUCCUCACCCUCGUCAUUGUCAUGAUGAAGCUGGGCCGGGCCUCCGCCGACAGCGACCCCAACCUGGACCCCAUGUUCAACCCGCACAUCCGGGUCGGGAAGCAAUAAACCCGGGGCGGGCGCCUUCCCUCGGCCGUGGGCUGCCCUCCCAGCGAGCAGGAAGGGGGCGGAGAAAGAAUUCCCUGGGAACGCUCUUGGCCUGUAGCCGCUGUGGUGAAUCGAGCCCUCUCCGGAAAAGCAAGACCACUCAGGCCACCCUGAAAGCUUGGACGACAGGCCGAGGGUCCCCCCCUCUAGAUCUGGGGCAGAGAGAGACCGCUUCAUCUUGGGCUGCUUCAACGAGGAGACCAUCCAGAAGCCCGGCCAGCAGCCGAGGAGGACGCAGCACCCUAAGCACUACAGAAAAUAACUCUGCAGAGUUCCAGGGCUGGUUUUCCAGCCGAAGCCCCUUCGCUUCUCUACCCAGGCUUUCCAUUCACGGAGGAGAAAUAAUCAUUUCCGGACAAGGUGGAGGACUUUGGUUUUACCUCCUGCGCAGACCUGUCUGGCACGGUGGCUCAAUUUUACCUGAGAGUAAGGUUUGGUGUUUUGUUUUGUUUUUGAGUUGUUUAUUUUCUUUAAUCCGCAGUUUGGUGAUCGGGGCCUUUAUCGGCCUUGCCCGCCCCGAUCCGUUGACCCAACCUCUAACAGUGUUUAUAUAAAAAAAGAAGGGGACCAUUUUAGGGAUUUCUUUCCCCCUGACUUUGGGAGGCAUGAUAUGGCUCCCAAGAACACGGGAGAGCAUUCUUGCAUCCUUGCCGAGGGUGCAGAGAGAGUUCCCUGUCGAAAUUGGUGGCUCUAUAUGAGCCGCAUGUUUUACCCAAGAAACGGUUACUUCCUUAAAGCUGGGGCCUCUCCUCCCUCUCCGGCUGAACCCCACCACCUCUUGCCUCUUUCCCUCACAGCCCUGAAUUCUGAAGGGGAAAACAUGGGUGGGUCCCUUCAGCCUAGCUCUGCCUCCCUAGGUUUGUCUUCGAUUCGGGGCCUUGUGACGUGAGAGGAAGCGAGGGCAUUUUCCUUGGGGGAAGACACCCAGUACCGUCAUGCUUCAGUGGAGAUUUAGGAACAAGAGGUGGUUUAGAAACUCACAAGGAAACGCUUGUUCUCCUUCACGUGUCUCUUUAUUCGCCAGAAUGAACCCCUCCGUAGGUGUUAAGAGGGUUCCUAACCCAAUGAGUUUCAGAAAGCUGUCCUUGCAGCACUUUUGCGGCCGCUGUCUUGCCCAAGCCGGUGCCUUCCACCUGCGUGGGGACCAGCUUACCCCGAGGAUACUGGGAGUUGUAGUCCAGCACACGUAGAGGGCAUCGAGUCAGAGGACUCUGAUCUGGGACUGGCAGUAGCAUCAGGGGAGGGGGGCAGUCUCUUCUGCCUGAGUUACCAGGCACUGAGUUACAAAAGGACGAGGAUGAUGUUGCCCCACCAAGCUCUCUGAGAAACCCCCUCCUUCCUCGAAUCUGUUCCAGAGCAGAUCCUGCAGAGCUGACAGCCGGGGGGACCCCCCCAUGCCCGGCUCUUAAACUGGGGGGCUCUGUUUCCGUCAAUACCCAGACUGGGUAGAUGAUGGACCCCAUGUUCCCGUGGCCUCUUCUAGCAAAUGACUGUAUUUCAGCCGGCGGUUCUCUGGGAGUUCCUCUGUGGGGGUUUGGAUGUAUGGACCAGCUCCAUUCUCUUGUUUCAGUGUAGAGGCGACCGUGCAAAAAAAACAACAACAAGCUAUUAACCUGCAGAAGCAAUAUAUUUGUUUGUCGGCGUGCUACUAAAAACCCUCUUUCCAAACCCUGA
Molecule: messenger RNA, 2055 nt
Organism: Pogona vitticeps (central bearded dragon)
Lineage: Eukaryota; Metazoa; Chordata; Lepidosauria; Squamata; Agamidae
Source: RefSeq, a predicted model, not a curated record